GUUUUUCGCUUUCACUGAUCAGAGUCAUCAUCUUCAACACUUCACCAAUAUAAUAAGCUUUCAUGAAUUCAUCAAUGGCAUUCUUCAUCCUCUCCUUCUCUCUGUCCUUUACUCCCACUUCCUCGCUCUCACACUUUACUUGAACAACUCCCUUCAUAAUGUUCAAAAAAGUGGUUGGCUUCAAGCCCACCAUUUCUGAACACCCCAACCGCCGCUUCCACUUCUCUUCUCCUUCCCCUUUUUCUCCGUCUUCUGUUUCCCUCUUCAAAUACACAUGGCUUUUCUUCCUAUUCAUAAUAUCACUCGAAUUUAGCCUCGUUCGCGCAGUUCAUCCCUACCCCAACAUCCUCCUCCCGUCUCAAUCUGUCCUUGACUCGUCGCCUUCUUGUACAGCAAUGGAUCCGAGGUUGAAUUACCGGCCGGUGAUCGGAAUCCUUAGCCACCCUGGCGAUGGUGCUUCCGGCAGAUUAAGCAACGCGACGAAUGCGUCUUAUAUAGCUGCUUCGUAUGUCAAGUUUGUCGAAUCGGCUGGAGCAAGAGUUAUUCCGCUUAUAUAUACCGAGCCGCUUGAGGUUAUUUUCGAGAAGCUUAGUUUGGUGAAUGGAGUGCUCUUCACAGGAGGAUGGGCUAAAGAGGGUCUAUACUAUUCCGUUGCUCAGAAGAUUUUUGAGAAAAUUUUGGAGAGGAAUGAUGCUGGAGAUCGUUUCCCUUUAUAUGGCGUUUGCUUGGGUUUUGAAAUCUUAAGCAUGAUCAUCAGCAAGAAUAGGAACAUUCUUGAACCAUUUAAUGCAUCGUAUAUGGCAUCCACACUUCAAUUUGUGGACAAUGUAAAUAUUCAAGGAACAGUCUUCCAAAGAUUUCCACAUUAUUUACUGGAGAAAUUGAGUACAGAUUGUAUUGUUUUCCAAAACCAUUAUUUUGGUAUCUCGCCAGAGACAUUUGCACAAAAUGAAGAAUUGACCAAAUUUUUUCAGAUAUUGACAACUAGUAGUGACAAAGACAAUAAGGUCUAUGUCUCCUCUGUACAAGCUUGGCAUUAUCCUGUGACUGCAUUUCAAUGGCAUCCAGAGAAAAACGCAUUUGAGUGGGGCUACUCCGUGAUUCCGCACACAGAGCAUGCGGUUGAAGUGACACAACAUGUUGCCAACUACUUAGUCAGUGAGGCCAGGAAAUCAUUGAACAAACCACCUGCACAAAAGGUCAUUGAAAAUCUCAUCUACAACUAUAGCCCAACUUUUGGCGGCAAGGCUGGGAAGGGAUUUGAUGAAGUUUACAUAUUCGCAUAGAAAAUCUUUGGUUACAUGAUCCAAUACACAACUGCCAUCUCGUGGAAUUGAAUUGUUGUACUAUUACACUAAUAAGUCAUUAUUUUCGAUGGAGAGAAAAUUAGAAAAUUGACCAUAUGUAACUUCUAGAAUGUAUCCCACCAUCUUAGUUUCUACUCUUUGAAUAAUUGUUGAGACUGGCUCAAAUAGCAUUAAUAAUACAAAUGUGCUAGUCGUCUUUUAUUUAA
This is a messenger RNA of Cucumis sativus (cucumber), 1513 nucleotides long. Its product is annotated as gamma-glutamyl hydrolase 2. The coding region runs from base 159 to 1286 and encodes 375 amino acids. Lineage: Eukaryota; Viridiplantae; Streptophyta; Magnoliopsida; Cucurbitales; Cucurbitaceae. The record is from RefSeq and is a predicted model, not a curated record. Gene Ontology annotation, molecular function: gamma-glutamyl-peptidase activity. Gene Ontology annotation, biological process: tetrahydrofolylpolyglutamate metabolic process. Gene Ontology annotation, cellular component: vacuole. The transcript has 10 exons.